AUGGUUUGUUCAAGUUUUGUAUACAGAUCAGAACAAACGGAGUAUUUCAGUGGAUUUUGAGACCUGCGAGACCACAAGUAGCAACAGGAACCACUGGAAACAUCAUUCGAAUCGGAUUCAUUCACUGCAGAGUAACUAUUUCAGAGGUCAUUCAGAUAACCCAGUGUUCAGGACUAUCAAAGUGCUCCACUGACUGUUGGCUACAGAACUGCGGCAUCGGCAGCCAACAUUGCCGUUGACCGUCUGAAAAGAGAGAAUCUUCUGAGUGGCUGGGAGUUCAAGUGAGGGUUUUAUGGUGGUAUUGGUCUACCGCAGUCGUUUUCAGUUUCACAAUAGUCUACGAUGAAUGUGUUGAAGCGACGGCCGCCGGAAUGACUGUGGAUCUGAUUGAGGAUCACAACGUGGACGUGAUCAUCGGACCGACUAUGAAUCAACGUAAGGUCUUCUGAUCACGUCUGAGUUCAAAGAAGAUGUCUGCAGCCACUCUCGCUGCGUUCAUCGUUUCCAACUACUACAACCGUCCGAUCAUCGCGUGGGGUCUCGUGAAUGCGGCCCAGCUGGACGACGCCGAACGCUUUCCGAACGCCGGAAUCAUGUCGGCAGGGCAGAGAAGUCUCGGAGUGGCAAUUCGGGCGGUGAUGCUCGAGUACGGAUGGAAUCAGUUCGUGUUCGCGUAUUUCACGGAAGAGGAUGAAGAGAAGUGUGUGACAAUGAGGAACGAUUUGCAGGUAAGUGAAUGCCACCUGUGGUACUGCUACGGUUUCUAGAGUUUCAGCAAGUGAUUGCUUACUUCGGAGAUAUCAUUCUGUCAUAUUCCUUACAAGUAACUGAUAUUUCUACUUCUGGAAUGGUGUCUGCACUCAAAAAGAUACAAUCUAGAGGCAGAAGUGAGAUAAAGCAACUGAGAGUUCCGAAAGCAAAUCAACAGCUUUUCAGUCAUUGUGACCUGUAUGAAAGAUGGAAUUGGGCUACGGCGGAAAUGGGUUUUGGCAGCUGAGGAGGCCGAAAUGAUUGGAGAUGAAUACGUUUAUAUAUUUGCAGACAUCAAAUCUAAGGGAUACUGUAAUAACUCUAACUCAUAUGGCAUCACAUUUCCUUUUCCAGAUGUCCCAUUGUUGGGCGGCGGGGAACGUCCUUCGUGGAUUCCGUCCAGUGGGUCCGAUGAGAAUGACACACGUGCACUGAAAGCAUUCAAAAAGUCCAUCUUUAUCUGUGACGUACGUGAGAAACUUUGUGUGUAGUCUAAUCUCGCUCUAAUCUGCCGCCUGAUCGGAAUAAAGAAGCCACCCAAAUAGUCCGAGAAAUCAAAUGAUUCCAGAUGAUGGGUCAAGGAUCCAUUGCCACCAACUACACUGUGUUCGGUGCGGAAGUGAUCAGCCGGAUGAAAGAAGCGCCGUACUACUGCAUCACCGAAUGUGAGGGUGCCAACUUUUCCGUGGUAAGAGCGAUGGGAAAUGUGAAGAAAUAAGUUUGAGACAGGCGGCAACUUAUGCCGGACAACUGCACGAUUCUGUGUACGCGUACGGUGUUGCAUUGGAUAAAAUGCUCAAGUCAGGAGCCACAAACUACCGGAACGCCUCGGCAUUUACAAAGUUCCUUCCUCAGAGUUUCACCGGAAUAUCCGGACCGGUUGUGAUUAACCAGCAGGGGACUCGCAAUCCGACUCUGUACCUUAUCUCGUUGGAUGACAGUAACAAUAACACUGUGAGGGCCACCAUUUACGUGGAUAACAUGAGUGCGGUGAGGGAACUUCAUGGUUUCACUUACCCGGAAUCAGAAUCCGUUCAGACGUUCUCUGCACUCUACACGGACGAGGGAGUCAUGUGGUCGUCGCGGAAGAACUCGGCUCGUCCCGCUGACGUUCCUCUAUGUGGAUUCACAGGAUCCUUGGUACUUUCAAUCAUUAGCUGACUAUAAAAUGAUUUGUUUUCAGUGUCCAAAAAUCUUUGUCGAAGAGUAUCUGACAUGGGUGAUCGUCGCCGCCGUCGUUCUGUUUCUCGCAAUUCUGGCUGCCGGCGCGGGCAUCUACUUUUCGGUGAAAGCACGUCAUCAGGAGAUUGAACGGCUAAAUCAGCUGUGGCAGAUCCCGUUCAUACAUCUGCACCAGAUAAAAGUGAGCUUCCCCGUUUUUUCUAAUCCUUUCCUUGUUUUUGUUUGCAGGCGAAAGGGAAGGGAGACCAUAGUAUGCGUAGUCUGCAGAGCGGAACGAGCACUCUUUCGUCGCGAACUACGGUGUCGGUGAAGACUGAAACCAGGAACUUUCAGUUUUUUAAUCUGCAAAAGGAAGCGAAUUACGAGCCGGUGGUGGCCAAGAAGCAUGCGUACCGCCCGAAAUUGGACGAUGAAAAGUGUGCUUUCAUGAGAGCGGUAUCUGAAAUUUUCAACUGUAACACGCUGGAUAAAGAGUUUCAGCUGCGGAACCUGGACCAUGAUAAUCUGAACAGAUUCAUCGGGAUCUGCCUGGACGGACCUCAAAUGCUCUCCGUCUGGCGAUUCUGCUCAAGGGGCUCCAUGGCCGAUGUCAUUCUCAAAGUAUGACAAAGAACCGAAGUGUAGCUGGAACAUGAUCUUCGAUAAUUUCAGGCAACUAUCCAAAUGGACAACUUUUUCAUCUACGCGCUUAUCAAGGACAUUGUUAAUGUAGUGGACUUGUUUGAUCUUAUGAUUCUGAAUGACCCUGUUUCUUGCAGGGACUCGUGUUCCUGCAUCAGUCAAUUGUCGGCUGCCACGGACUGCUCACUUCGAAGAGCUGUUUGAUCGAUGAUCGCUGGCAGGUCAAGAUCUCCAACUACGGACUGAAAGACAUUCGAUCAAUGGAUCUGCUGGAGAAGAAAGGUUAGUAGUCGAAACAUUCUUUGUGCUUGACGGGACACUGUAUCAGAUUUGUUGUGGACUGCGCCUGAACUUUUACGAACUGAAGACAUCCGAGGAACGAAGGAAGGCGAUCUCUACAGUUUGGGAGUCAUUUGCGCGGAACUAAUCACUCGGAAAUCCGUGUUCAACAUGGAAGACAGAAAGGAAGAUCCGGAAGGUACAAUUUAUUUCUGACAACAGGAUGAGCAAGUAUUCCAGAAAUCAUUUAUAUGCUCAAAAAGGGAGGAAUGAAGUCCCCACGGCCUGAUUUGGACUACGAUCACACGAUUGAAAUCAACCCGGCCCUGCUGCAUUUAGUGAGAGACUGUUGGACCGAGAGACCGUCGGAGAGACCGUCCAUCGAGACGGUCCGUUCACAGUUGAGAGGGAUAAACUCGAGCAGGAGUGACAAUCUGAUGGAUCACGUGUUUAACAUGCUCGAAUCGUAUGCUUCGUCUUUGGAAGAAGAGGUUUCGGAAAGGACAAAGGAGCUAGUGGAGGAGAAAAAAAAGAGCGACGUGCUUCUGUACAGAAUGCUUCCAAAGUGAGUAGUGAGAGUAAUGAGUAUGAUAAUGAGAACGGAUUUUUUUCUAUUUCAGAACGGUAGCUGACAAACUGAAGUUGGGGCAAACUGUGGAGCCGGAGACAUUUGAACUCGUCACUAUAUUCUUCUCGGACGUCGUUCAGUUCACGACUCUUGCGAGCAAAUGCACUCCCCUCCAGGUCGUCAAUCUGCUCAAUGAUCUGUACACGAUAUUUGAUGGGAUUAUCGAGAAACAUGAUGUUUAUAAGGUUCUGAUGAUAACGGAAUCUGCUUAAAACUUUCUUUAUUUCCAGGUGGAAACGAUCGGUGACGGAUAUCUGUGUGUCUCGGGUCUUCCGCAUCGGAACGGAAACGAACACGUCCGACAGAUCGCCCUGAUGUCUCUCGGAUUCCUUUCCAGCCUCGAGUUCUUCCGAAUCCCGCACUUGCCGUCGGAGAGAAUCAACCUGCGAAUCGGAAUCAACUGCGGAUCAGUGGUUGCGGGAGUCGUCGGACUGACAAUGCCACGUUUCUGUCUGUUCGGGGACGCCGUCAACACUGCGAGUAGGAUGGAGAGCAACGGAAAACGUGAGGACAAAACAUAUUGAAGGUGGUAGGAUCCAAUUAAUUGUUGCAGCUGGAAGAAUCCACGUGUCGGCAGAGGCGAACAGACUAUUGACUCAAGUUGUGGGCGGAUUCAAGACGGAAUCGAGAGGGGAAGUGAUUAUAAAAGGGAAAGGAGUCAUGGAGACGUACUGGCUGAUCGGGGAGACUUCUGGAGCACGAGCGAUUGUUGGGAAACAGAAGAAGGUAAGUGAGGAGACGGUUAGACAAAAAAGCGAAUUUAGAAAUGAUUCCAGAUGUAUGAAGUUUCAGAACGAAGGAAUUCAUCGACAAGAAACACUGAAAUCGGAUGAACAAUUCAGCGAUUAA
Messenger RNA from Caenorhabditis sp. 36 PRJEB53466, 4309 nucleotides. The record is from the annotation of a GenBank genome assembly. NCBI's taxonomy places the organism in Eukaryota, Metazoa, Nematoda, Chromadorea, Rhabditida, Rhabditidae.